This is a messenger RNA of Mesorhabditis spiculigera, 993 nucleotides long. The record is from the annotation of a GenBank genome assembly. Lineage: Eukaryota; Metazoa; Nematoda; Chromadorea; Rhabditida; Rhabditidae.
AUGUAUACGGAGGUCAAAGAAGCCGUCAACGUGAUUGCGCGCCUUUGCUUCGGCAAAGUUCCCCGUCGCAAGGUUGGUGUCUUCUGCGAGGAGUUGGGCAACAUCCUCACCGUACGCUUCGCAGCCACGUGGCAUCCGAAUAAUCCGCAGGAUGGCGAGGGCGUGCGCACACUGGUGUUGAAGAAGGAUGGCAUUUUUGAAGAAAAUGUGCUCGAGGCCGCCCAAAAUAUUUCGGUCAACAUGGUGCAGCUCAACAAAGCCAUUCCGGAAGGCACCACCAUCAAAGUCAAUCCGGGGCUGGUGGCGUAUUCGAUGUCACCGACCUCUACGUUCACUACGAUCUGGGCUGGGCCGACCGAUGAGGAUGACCGUUAUUCUCCGUUCCCGGCCUUCUGCUUGGGGAUGCACUCGCUUCCGGCUAGCAGCUUCGCACGUUCGCCGACGAAGGCCGCACCGAUCUUUGCGCCAAGUAUUCAACAACGUGAGACGAAACAGGGAGGGAUGAAGCGUGACAACCUCUGCCUCAAUCUCGUCUCAGCCAGCGAGAUGAAUAAAGCUGAGGGACCGUUGGUUUUCCAAUAUUCCGGCAGCGAGCAAAACAUGGUCAGCGUCCGCGAGUUCCGCCAUACCCGUUUCGGCACGUUGAAGCAACGCCCGGAUCACGAAAUGAUGCGCUUCGUCCAGUCCCAGGCUGGCGUACACCAACCCGCGCUCCACUACGUGACUGGACAGCAGAAUGGUUUCUCCUGUGUCCCACCUCCUCCGGCGCCAUUUGCGGACGUCGUAUUUGGCUCGAUUCCCCCGAAUGGCCUAUUGUCUAACAACUACCAUCAACUCGUGCAACAUCGUCACGCUCAAGAAGGGCAGCACUUUAUGGCGCUCCCGAAUAUGGAUGUGAAUGCACUUCAGACUGGGGACUCUGGAAUUGCCUGCGCCGCCUACACCCUUCCGGACGAAAUUCAUCGUUCCCCCAGCAAGAAGAUUAAUUUUCUG